Gadus morhua (Atlantic cod) is the source of this 2713-nucleotide messenger RNA. RefSeq names its product sprouty RTK signaling antagonist 2 (gene spry2). The transcript is spliced from 2 exons. Bases 555 to 1490 code for a protein of 311 amino acids. Gene Ontology annotation, cellular component: cytosol; membrane. Gene Ontology annotation, biological process: negative regulation of MAP kinase activity; animal organ development; negative regulation of fibroblast growth factor receptor signaling pathway. The record is from RefSeq and is a predicted model, not a curated record. NCBI's taxonomy places the organism in Eukaryota, Metazoa, Chordata, Actinopteri, Gadiformes, Gadidae.
CCCUCCUCCCCUCCAGUCAACCCGGCCAACUCGCUCACUUGACGCCAUUAACAGGGUAAAUCCCGACCUCCACUACGGGAAGAGGAGACAACAACAGGAAUAAAGAUAGUUAGGAAGUUAGGAGGACGCACGGUAGAGACCUUGACGCACGACCCCACGUUAAGGACGCGAGUGGGUUUCUUAAAGCACCGUUUGGUGCAUACAUUGAUCGCUUUUUGUGGACUUUUUUGUUGUGUUGCUCUAUUUCUUCUAACCAGAAAGCCGGAGCCCAUCUAAUAACCAGGGCGGUCAUUGAUUUGCGAGGUCCUUUUUAUCUUUGACGCAUCGGUUCUUUCGCCAAAACAUGGGAUCUAUUUCUCGUCGGUCUGCUUCGGGGUGAACCUCUGCAGCGUCGAUGUGAUUCCCCGGCUGCUUUGAGUAGUUGUGGGAAGUUCUCCCCCCCCCCUCCCACCAGUGGGAUGUGAUUUACCCUGAAGGGGGUCCGACAGUGCUUGGAGGGGACCACGAUCUCCAGAUGUGUCCCAGGCCAGCCGGGGCGGGCCUGCAGUCCUACGAUGGAGUCCAGGAGUCCCGGCGGCGUCGAGGGCGGAGGAGGAGGAAGAGACGCUGAUCACCGUGCCGACGACGACGCCGACGCCGACGACGCCCAGCCCGGCGCGCCCACGCUGUCCAUGGAUCAGAUCCGAGUGGCGGCGAGGAGCAGCAACGAGUACACCGACGGCCCCACGCUGGGGGCCCACAGAGCCGGCACCCCCCCGGCCCCCGGCGCCCUGCCCGAGGGCCCCGUCGGGGCCUCACCGCCCGCGUCGGGGCCCGGGACCCCCGCUGAACCGGGCCCCCCCGGCCUCCCUCCCCCGGCGCGCCACUUCUCGUUGACCCCCUUCUCCUCCCCCACCACCACGGCCCCGGCCCCGGGCGGGAGACGGUGCUCCUCCCCCCCCUGCGGGGGGAGCCUCCCGCCGCUGCAAAGGCUCAUGGGUAACGACGGGACCAUCAGGACUCAGCCGAAGCGCGCCGCGCCCGUCGGCGGCGAGGAGCGGAAGCCCCUGACGGCCGCCGUCGCCGCCGGGGGGCCGGCGCACUCGCAGCGCUGCGCCGCGUGCGGCCGCUGCGCGUGCGGCGAGUGCACGCGGCCGCGGGCGCUGCCCACCUGCUGGGUGUGCGGCCGGCGCUGCGUGUGUUCGGCACGGGGCGCGGCCGAGGUGGCCACGUGCGUGUGCCUCGUGCGCGGCCUCUUCUACCACUGCUCCAGCGACGACGAGGACACGUGCUCGGAGAAGCCCUUCUCGUGCACGCAGGCGCACUGCGCCGCCCGCUGGGCCGCCGUCGCCCUGCUGACGCUGCCGCUGCCCUGCAUCGCCUGCUACCCGCUGGCCCGGGGCUGCGCCGCCGGGGGCCAGCGCUGCUACGACGCCGCCGCCCGGCCCGGGUGCCGCUGCGAGGGCGGGGCGCGGCGGCGCAAGGGGGGCGGCGGCGGGAAGACGACGUAGACGGGGUUUGGUGGACGUUUGAGUCGGGGCGGAUGUUUUUUGGCGGGAUGGGUGUUCUUUCUGGAUGGACGUUUGGACGGGAUUAAGGUUCUUUUUGGGGGUAGACGUUUUUUUCCGGGUGGGACGUUUUUUCGUGACGGGCGGACGGACGGACGGACGGACGGUUUGCCGGGGUUCGAGUUAAAAGUCGACUGAAAUGUCGCAGAGUUACGGUUGCAGACGGAAAGGUGGACGCAUGGGUUUUUAGGGUGUUUUUCUGUUUGUGAACCCCCCCCCCCCCCUGCCGUGUCCUCCAGUUCGGUGUGUUGUUGGAUACCUCACGUCUACCACGUCAAGGUGGGUUUACUUUGUCUCCGGUCGCUGAGUGCCCGGAGCGGAUACACCUUUGUUCUGGGCGUGUGAAUGGCGGACUACUGUUAGGGUUUUGUGUUCCGUUAAACAUCCCCAAUGACCUGUUUACCCCCCCCCCCCCCCCUUCCCCCCAGAUAUUGUAUCACCUGAGAGCCAAAAUGUACUUAAUAUGAAUUUAAUACGAUUUAUUAAUAUGCAGAGAAAACUCCAGACAUUCAUGUUAACCAGCUUAAAAAGAAUAAGUGUAUAUUUUGUAAUCGAAAAGUAACUUCCGACAGAUCUUUUUAUAUAAAUCAGAAAAUGUCAACUGUGAAAAGUUUUCCUGCUGUAAUAGUCACGAUGAGUCCACAGUUUUAAGAAUCAUUUUUCAUUCCUUUAAUGUGUGUUGACGGCACUGUGUGUUAAAUCACUUAAUGUUAAUUUAGCAAAAACUAGAAUUUCACACUCCUUCUCAUUGCAAAUUGUACAGAUACGUUUUUUACGAGAAACUGUUUUAUUUUCUAUUUUUUUUUCUGCUGUUUAGUGUGAAGUUUAAGAAAACAAAUCCUAUAUAUUUAUUUUGGAGGUUUAUUAUUUUAUAAUGAAAUAUUUAUUUCAAAAGGCAUCGACAGUCGUUUUGUCGCACAACCCAUGGUUCGCAUUGUGACGAUUGGUAGAAUUAGAGGAACAGAUGGGCUUAAUAUUUUGUCAUUAAAAAAAACAUCCAGGAAGUCUCGAACCGUUGUAUUCCAUUUGGCUGUAUUUUGGGUUGAAAGACACACACACAUUCUGGAAACGCGCAUCAACUUGCAAUCAAUCAACUAAUUUUACUGACUCAAUUAUGUCUUAAAACCAGCAAGAUCCUAAUAAAGCAAACUUAAAAAAUGUAAGUA